GUGCAUCUCGGCGACCAGGAAACGGGGAAGAUGGCGACUGUUCCGCGACGUUGAGGCCGCGUUAGGCGGUUCAGACUUAGAGUGAUGGCAGGAGAGCUGGCUGACAAGAAGGACCGUGAUGCCUCGCCUUCCAAAGACGAAAGGAAACGAUCUCGGACUCCUGACAGAGAGCGGGAUCGGGACCGGGACCGGAAGUCUUCUCCAUCUAAAGACAGGAAGCGGCAUAGGUCGAGGGAUAGACGUCGAGGAGCCAGUCGUUCUCGCUCCCGUUCCCGUUCCAAAUCUAUAGAAAGAGAUCGACGGCAUAAAGAACGAGAACGAGAUAAGGAACGGGAGCGGAAUAAGAAGGACCGAGAUCGGGAUAAGGAUGGGCACAGACGGGACAAGGACCGCAAACGAUCCAGUUUAUCUCCUGGCCGAGGAAAAGACUUUAAAUCUCGGAAAGACAGAGACUCUAAGAAGGACGAAGAGGAUGAACAUGGUGAUAAGAAGCCUAAGACUCAGCCGUUAUCCCUAGAGGAACUCCUGGCCAAGAAAAAGGCUGAGGAAGAGGCUGAGGCGAAGCCCAAGUUCCUGUCCAAAGCAGAACGAGAGGCAGAAGCCCUGAAGCGGCGGCAGCAAGAAGUGGAAGAGCGGCAGAAGAUGCUGGAGGAGGAGAGGAAGAAGAGGAAGCAGUUCCAAGACUUGGGCCGGAAGAUGCUGGAAGACCCCCAGGAACGGGAGCGUCGGGAGCGCAGGGAAAGGAUGGAGCGGGAGACCAAUGGAAAUGAGGAUGAGGAAGGGCGGCAGAAAAUUCGGGAAGAGAAGGAUAAGAGCAAGGAACUGCACGCCAUUAAGGAGCGUUACUUGGGUGGCAUCAAGAAGCGACGCCGAACAAGGCAUCUCAAUGACCGCAAGUUUGUUUUCGAGUGGGAUGCAUCUGAGGACACCUCCAUUGACUACAACCCCCUAUACAAAGAAAGGCACCAGGUGCAGCUGCUGGGGCGAGGCUUCAUCGCAGGCAUUGACCUCAAGCAGCAGAAACGCGAGCAGUCGCGAUUCUAUGGCGACCUGAUGGAGAAGCGGCGGACUCUGGAAGAGAAGGAGCAGGAGGAGGCAAGACUCCGCAAACUCCGCAAAAAGGAGGCCAAGCAGCGGUGGGAUGACCGGCAUUGGUCCCAGAAGAAGUUAGACGAGAUGACGGACAGGGACUGGCGGAUCUUCCGUGAGGACUACAGCAUCACCACCAAGGGUGGCAAGAUCCCCAACCCCAUCCGAUCCUGGAAAGACUCCUCUCUGCCCCCACACAUCCUGGAGGUCAUUGAUAAGUGCGGCUACAAGGAGCCAACACCUAUCCAGCGGCAGGCAAUUCCUAUCGGGCUACAGAACCGUGACAUCAUAGGCGUGGCCGAGACCGGCAGUGGCAAGACCGCAGCCUUUCUCAUCCCACUGCUGGUCUGGAUCACCACGCUCCCCAAAAUUGACAGGAUCGAAGAGUCAGACCAGGGCCCUUACGCCAUCAUCCUGGCCCCUACCCGUGAGUUGGCUCAGCAGAUUGAGGAAGAGACGAUCAAGUUUGGGAAGCCACUCGGCAUCCGCACCGUGGCUGUCAUCGGUGGCAUCUCCAGAGAAGACCAGGGCUUCCGGCUGCGCAUGGGCUGUGAGAUUGUGAUUGCUACCCCAGGACGUCUGAUUGACGUGUUGGAGAACCGCUACCUGGUGCUAAGCCGCUGUACCUAUGUGGUACUGGAUGAGGCCGACAGGAUGAUUGACAUGGGCUUUGAACCAGACGUCCAGAAGAUCCUGGAGCACAUGCCUGUCAGCAACCAGAAGCCAGACACGGAUGAGGCUGAGGAUCCUGAGAAGAUGUUGGCCAACUUUGAGUCAGGGAAACAUAAGUACCGCCAAACAGUCAUGUUCACGGCCACCAUGCCCCCGGCGGUGGAGCGUCUGGCCCGGAGCUAUCUUCGGCGACCUGCUGUGGUGUACAUUGGCUCCGCAGGCAAACCCCAUGAACGUGUGGAACAGAAGGUCUUCCUCAUGUCAGAGUCAGAAAAGAGGAAAAAGCUGCUGGCGAUCUUGGAGCAAGGCUUUGAUCCACCCAUCAUCAUUUUUGUCAACCAGAAAAAAGGCUGUGAUGUUUUGGCCAAAUCCUUGGAGAAGAUGGGGUACAACGCUUGUACACUGCAUGGUGGCAAAGGCCAGGAGCAGCGAGAGUUCGCACUGUCCAACCUCAAGGCUGGCGCCAAGGAUAUUUUGGUGGCUACAGAUGUGGCAGGUCGUGGUAUCGACAUCCAAGAUGUGUCGAUGGUUGUCAACUAUGAUAUGGCCAAAAACAUCGAAGAUUAUAUCCACCGCAUCGGGCGCACAGGACGAGCAGGGAAGAGUGGUGUGGCUAUCACCUUCCUCACCAAAGAGGACUCUGCUGUGUUCUACGAGCUGAAGCAAGCCAUCCUGGAGAGUCCGGUGUCGUCCUGCCCCCCAGAACUAGCCAACCACCCCGAUGCCCAGCACAAGCCAGGCACCAUCCUUACCAAGAAGCGCCGGGAAGAGACCAUCUUUGCCUAACAGCUCUCUCCCCUUGGCCGAAAGGGCACGUGCUGAAGCCUGUUCUUCAGGACCCUCACGACCAUCUUUCAGGUCCUCGCUCUGGGUUCUGGUGGUUUGUUCUGGACGUGAUCAGACUACCUGGCCUCGGGCCUGAGUUUGAGGCUGUAGGUGAAGAGGAGCUGUAGGAAGCAUAGAACAAAUUGCCAUAGAUCCUGGCCCAGCUCUGCCCCUCUGACGGGCUUUGGGGUUGCAUUGGGCCUUGGGCUUGCGCUAGUUAUGGAGGCAGUCGGUCGGCAAUGCCUUGCAGACCGAAGGGAACACUGGCCGAUGGGGACGUCUUCGGCACAGACGUGGCUGCGUGAGCUUCCGCAGCGUCAUUACCUGGAUGACCCCGGGGAUCUGGCACUGUGGGGAUUACGGACCUUGGACUCUUGUCGUUUUGACAGCUGUUUGCCCAUUUGGAUUAUAAAUCAAGUCGAGAGCCUUGUUUAGAGCCGCGCGCUGCCCCUUUGCCAAGGGUGCUGUGCACUCUAGGCACCCCUCACCCGGGGAACUUUUUUUAGUAGAUGUGGGGACAGGUUGAGCUGGCUGUGUCCAUCUUUAAGUCACUGAGUGAAAUUCUUGUUUUCUAUUCUCUGAGAAGAUGUUUGUAUGUUCUGGGAAUAAACACACGACUAUAAGGCUGU
Molecule: messenger RNA, 3215 nt
Organism: Condylura cristata (star-nosed mole)
Lineage: Eukaryota; Metazoa; Chordata; Mammalia; Eulipotyphla; Talpidae
Gene: DDX23
Product: DEAD (Asp-Glu-Ala-Asp) box polypeptide 23
Exons: 17
Coding region: 85-2547 (820 amino acids)
Biological process (GO): mRNA splicing, via spliceosome
Cellular component (GO): catalytic step 2 spliceosome
Molecular function (GO): ATP binding; RNA binding; RNA helicase activity
Source: RefSeq, a predicted model, not a curated record